This is a messenger RNA of Penicillium argentinense, 858 nucleotides long. RefSeq lists its product as uncharacterized. The record is from RefSeq and is a predicted model, not a curated record. The transcript is spliced from 2 exons. Lineage: Eukaryota; Fungi; Ascomycota; Eurotiomycetes; Eurotiales; Aspergillaceae. Gene Ontology annotation, cellular component: mitochondrion. Bases 1 to 858 code for a protein of 285 amino acids.
AUGGCGAUGCAGCAUCGAUCAGACGAGCAACACGAUCUGUGGACGAGAUCGCUCUUCAGUCGUCUAGUCGCAGACACAGGUGCUGCAACACUUUCCGCGACCCUCGUGGCACCCGCAGUGACAAUUAUCGACCGCGCGCUCGUGGAGAAAUCCCUCCUCAACCAAUCUCUCCUCCACGGCCUCCGCAACCAUGCCGUCGCAGCCCUCAAGAAUCCCGCACGAUUCACAUUCCAGCUGCCCUUCGGCCUCAUCUGGGUCCUCUACGCAGCAACCUUCACUGUCGCCAACACCACCGACACCAUCGGCCAUGCCAUGAAAGCGCCCGCCACAAGUAUGAUCACCUUCCUCUCCACGACGGCAGUCAACGUCCCACUAGGCGUGUGGAAGGACAUGCGCUUUGCCCAGAUCUUCGGCACACAGCGUGCCCCCGUCGCUGCGGGCGCCGUGGACGUCGCACGCCCGGUGCUGGUACAGAACCGCGCCGUCGCCCGCGCCGCGACGGCCAUCUUUCUCCUGCGUGAUAGCGUGACGAUCUUCGGGUCGUUUACGCUGGCCCCGCGGCUUUCGGCGGCCAUUCCGGAUAGUCUUGCGACGCACCCGCAUGCGAAGCCGGUUAUUACGCAGUUGAGUGUGCCGGCUUUGACGCAGUUGGUUGCCACGCCGGUGCAUUUGCUUGGGCUGGAUUUGUAUAUGCGGCAGCAGGCGGUGCCGUUUGUGGAUCGCGUGAAGCAUUCGCAGCGGUAUUUGGCAUCGUCGACGGUUACGAGAUGUAUUCGGAUUAUUCCGGCGUUUGGGUUUGGGUGUCUGGCGAAUAUGGAGUUUAGGGAGAUGUUUCAUGAGAAGGUGGGAGAGAAGUAG